AUGGCCGACCAAGCUCCCAUAUCCCUCAACCUCCCUUCAAAAUACAUCUCCAAAUCCGCCAACUUAGCCAGCAAAUCCCCAGCCCCAAGCAUCGAAUGGCUCACCGCAACAUGGACAGUCACCCACUCAACCCUUCACAUGUGGCGAUCAGCGCGCAACGUCCGCAUCACGUACAAGCCUCUGCCUCCCAAAGCCGACGGCAGUCCACGCAUAGACGACCUGGUAGAAUACGAACCCACCAAGUCGUCGGGCGUGCUAAAGACCGUCGCGGGAGUCGAUACGCAGUCCGCUGAUGGGGGCUGGGACUGGAGGGGCAAAGGGUUGCUGUUCUUCGUGUCGAGUCACUGGGAGUUACUUGGCUGGGGGGAGGUUGUGAACGCGGAGGGGAAGAAGGAGAGGUGGGCGGUUACGUGGUUUGCUCCGACGGUGUUUACGAAGGAGGGUGUUGAUGUGUAUUGUGAUUCGGAGGCGGGGUUGAGCGAGGAGACGUAUGGGAGGAUUGAGGAGGCGUUGAAGGGGAUGGAGGCGAGGGAGAUUGUGGAUAUGACGGAGAGGGAUAUGAGGGCUGUUGAGAUUAAGUUGCCGAGGGUUGCGGGCUGA
This is a messenger RNA of Pochonia chlamydosporia 170, 600 nucleotides long. RefSeq names its product histidinolphosphatase-like protein. Lineage: Eukaryota; Fungi; Ascomycota; Sordariomycetes; Hypocreales; Clavicipitaceae. The transcript has a single exon. The record is from RefSeq and is a predicted model, not a curated record. The coding region runs from base 1 to 600 and encodes 199 amino acids.